Messenger RNA from Synchytrium microbalum, 1941 nucleotides. RefSeq lists its product as uncharacterized. Gene Ontology annotation, biological process: intra-Golgi vesicle-mediated transport. Bases 1 to 1941 code for a protein of 646 amino acids. Lineage: Eukaryota; Fungi; Chytridiomycota; Chytridiomycetes; Synchytriales; Synchytriaceae. The transcript has a single exon. The record is from RefSeq and is a predicted model, not a curated record. Gene Ontology annotation, cellular component: COG complex.
AUGAUCAACACAUUCUUGAAUACCACCGCCGAAACCGGUAUUAACGCAGUGAAGAUAGCCUUUGUAGAUGUAGCUACAUCGCAUGGACACGGUUUUCUGAUUGGCCUGUUGAUCGAAACUGCAAAUCAGUCGACAUCAACACACUUAAAAUUGGACAGACCCAUCUUCCGAGACCCAGAUGUAGCUGAAUAUGUAGACUCUCUAACAGCUCAAACAUUAUCAUCUCUAUUAUCGCUACCUGCCAAACUGGCCUCUGAAUCUGCAUCAGUCGAUGCACAAUUAUCAGAGCUGGCGUACUCGGAAUAUAAGUCAUUUCUGACUUCAUCGACGUGUGAAGAGGAUGUAUUGCGUGGAUUUGAUAAUUUAGAUUCACAUCUCGAGAAGCUGGAUGCUUCCUUCCCGUCGUUGGAGGCAUCUUGUAAUACCUUUUCGGAGAAUGCGACUUCUACCAUUCUAACCCAGAAGGCUGUAUAUGCUACACUGCUCAAUAAGCAUGGUAAAUUACUAGAAUUGCUUGAAAUACCACAAUUAGCUGAGACGUUUGUAAGAUCGGGGUAUUAUGAGGAAGCUAUGGACCUGUAUACAUACGUCAUGAGAUUGUCUGCUCGACAUCCGCAGUCAAAACUGAUAAUAGGUAUAGGUGAAGAAGUAGAAACUAUUAAAAGGACCAUGGUGCAACAACUGGUCAAACUGUUGAGUGCCAAUGUCAAACUGCCACUCUGUAUUCGAGUAGUUGGUUACUUGAGGAGACUGUCAGUGUACUCGGAAGUAGAUUUACGUAUUCUAUUUUUACAGCAACGUGAUGCCUUUCUACGAAGCAUGCUGCAUGAACUCAAUGGUGAACGAGACUCGGGAGAGUUUUUACGCCGAUACAUAGAAAUAUCUAGAGAGUACUUUUUUGAUAUAGUAGCACAGUAUCGAGCUAUAUUCUCGGAUACCCCGAUAUCAACCUCAUCGUCACUACCACCAUUAACACCAACUACACCUAGCUCGCUCUAUGGUAGUUCGCACGGAGAAGGAGAAACGCAAACAUCUACAAGUACCAUCUUAUCGUCAUAUGCUGCACAUGCUGUAUCAACUCUAGUAACCAUGCUAACAACGCACCUGGCCAAUAUACGAGAUACCUCACGGCUAUCAUCUCUAUUGACGCAAUGUAUGUAUUAUGGAAUGUCACUAGGUCGGGUCGGCAUCGAUUUCCGUAUGGUAGUAGGUAAAUUAUUUGAAGAUGCCGUGCAACGGAUUAUAGAAGAUGAAGUAAAUGCAGGUGUAGAUCGAUUUGAACGUAUGAUCCAAGACUUGGGUGAGAAGGGACUGACUACAAAGACUGCAGUUGCCUCCACUACCAGUGAUGGAAAGACUGGAACAUCUAGGCCAUCCACUACUCCUCCUGCCUCAUUAUUAAGUCAUCCACCGUUAGCCCAUUUAAUUAAUGCCUACUUUGCCGCAUAUAAUCAACUUCGACUUUUGGCACCCAUGUCUCUCAUAAAACCUAUAAGCAGCCUAGUAAACGACUCGUUGAUCUCGUGUGCGGGGCUCUUGGCUAAAUUCGGGGAUGAACGACGGUCCAAAUGGACUAUCGAAGAACGAUCUGCACACCAUAUAGUAUGCAAGGCCUUUAUGGAUGGUGUUGCCUUGCCAGCAAAAGCUGGGUUGGAACUUGUGUACAAGGAUCGUAAUGUCGCUAUUGAACUUGAAAACGUGGCAUCAAAAAUGGGUAGUUGGGGUAAGGAUCAACGGCCUUCUGCAGCAUCAGCAGUCUCGCACGAACAUAAAGCAGUGGUGAAGGAGGAAGUCGUUGUGCGAGAGGAAAUACCUGAAAGUAGAGUAGUUAGCAUUGAUGAACCCGUGACAAAUGAGGUGUCCUGGACAGAAAGAAAUAGCAUAGACAAGCCAUCAACUACUCCAACAACCACAGGUACUACGGUUACAGAGAAGGCGUAA